Messenger RNA from Talaromyces rugulosus, 1959 nucleotides. RefSeq lists its product as uncharacterized. The record is from RefSeq and is a predicted model, not a curated record. NCBI's taxonomy places the organism in Eukaryota, Fungi, Ascomycota, Eurotiomycetes, Eurotiales, Trichocomaceae. Gene Ontology annotation, biological process: secondary metabolic process. The transcript has 6 exons. The coding region runs from base 1 to 1959 and encodes 652 amino acids.
AUGUACCUAUUUCAUCAUUUUCAGAUAUCGACCUAUCGGACCCUACCCCUUGUGGCUCCCGUGUGGAAAGACGCGGUCGGACUUGCAUUCGGAUAUGACUAUCUCAUGCAUGCUGUUCUAUCCUCCCAAAAACACUUGUCCUGCGCCCUCCGCCUUUUCCGAGAGUCGUUAGGUAAGGGAGCCAUUGAUGAUGACUCGGAUGCUAUUCUCGCUACUUCUGCUUUGAUUUACUACGAAGCCUGGUCUAGUCCCGAUGCUUUGGCUACGGAAAACCCUACUAAAGAGUCGAAUGAAGGGCUUUUAUAUCGAGCAUCGGAUGACCAACUGAUAGGACUGGCCAGUGGUAUGCGACACCUCUUUUCUUCUGACAAGUGGGGUCCGCUAUUUAAGAUAUCCUUAUUUUCGCGGACGAUCGUACACCGACCUAUUAAAGCUAUUGAAAGGGUGGCAUUGUCUCUAGGGCGCAAUCCAUUCGAGCUUGAAUGUCUUCUUGCCGGAUUCUAUAACCAACCUGAUAAGAUUUCCGAUUGCCAUGCCCGCCAAUUACCGGAUCAGUUAAUUUCAGCCAAGACACAGCCCAGGGAAAGUACAUAUAGUGAUAUCCAGCCGACUCCAAUUGAUUUUCCAAUAUGUGCAUAUGAUGCAUACAUGAACGUUGCCGCGCGUCUCUCGAUCCUUCUUUCGCUCUUACCAGGAAAAGGAGAAGACUCGACAACUCCAAUUGGGGAGAAUACAUCCUCUUCCGCUCUUGACAUACAACCCGAAUUGCUAUACGACGUCUCAAGAGUGGUUUAUACAUUCUCUCUCAUGUUUCAUCCCAAUUUUUUGAGAUUUACUGCCGAAACAGGGUUGCUGGUGGGCGUCGGACCGCGCCGAAGUCAUGCAGCAGCGCCUAGCGAGGAAAUUAUGGGGGUGAACCUCGUUUCAUGGGAAUCUAUGGUGUCUCUCUCCGAGAUUCGCGCACACAACGCGACGGUUAAGAGCCUUGGUUCAGGCCUCGUUGCUGUGUUCGUUGGUGGCACUAGUGGUAUUGGGUUUUCUACAGCUCGCGAGUUCACUCGCCAAGCUGUCGCUCCACACAUCUAUCUGAUCGGCCGCAACGAGUCGCAGGCGUCGUCGAUCAUCUCAGAACUGCGCUCGAUCAACGACUCUGCUACAGUAGACUUUGUCAAAAGCGAUAUCUCAUUGUUGAAAAGUGUGGACGUCGCAUGCCAGGAGAUUAGCAAAAAGGAGGAGAAGGUCAAUCUCCUCUUUAUGACCCCUGGAGUCCUUACUAUGCAAGGGCGAACUGAAACGAGUGAGGGUAUUGACAGGAAAUUAAGUCUUCACUACUACGCUCGCAUGCGUUUCAUCCAGAAUCUGCUCCCCCAGCUCAAUCUCGCAGCCUCCUCAGGCGGUCUCGCGCGAGUCGUUUCCAUCCUCGGCCCCGGAAAUGAGGGCAAGCUUGUUGAAUCCGAUUUGGACCUGAAAACAAACUACAAUCUACCCAAUGCCGCGGGGCAUUCCAUCACCAUGAACUCUUUGUCGUUGGUUCACUACGCCGCUGCCAAUCCUGGAGUGAGCUUUUUGCACUGCAAUCCGGGUGCCGUGCUGACCAACGCAGCGCGGGAGAUCAACCCACUGAUUAGAGGCAUUAUAAGCGGCGCGUUUAUGCUGUUGAAACCCUUCCCAACCUCCAGUUUUGGAAUUAUACCUCUUGCAGAGGCAGGAGAAAGACAUUUAUACGCGGCGACAAAUCCAAUCUUUGCGCCAAAGAAUCAAAAUGCUGAGACUGUCGGCGCAGAUGGCGAACGUGGGAGUGGAGCUUACAGAGUGGGAUUCGACACUGCAGUUCUCAACGAAAAGAAAGCUUCGUCAAUGAUGGUGAAGGAUUAUCUGGAUAACGGCGUGGGAAAGAAGGUGUGGGAGCAUACAGCUGAUAUUUUCAGUAAGAUUGUCGGAUCAGAGGGUGGAAAGUAA